ACUCCACAGCGGAUACAAACUCGCAAAACCCUAACCCUUUUGUACUCACCACUCACGGGAAAAAAGAAAAAGGAAAGGAAAGACAAGGAGCGUAAAGGCACUAGGGUUUUAGACAAUCAUCAGCAGCAAAAGCAAACGGUAGGGGAGAGGGAGGGAGAAAGAGAGGUUUAGGGCUUUGGGUGAUAGAGAAAAUGGUGGCAGACAACAAGGGUAAGAAGUUGAAGGUAGCGGAGAAAGGCGAGGAGGACAAUCACCAAAUCGAUGAAGAACUCGUUAUCUCUAUCGAGAAGCUCCAGGAGAUCCAAGACGAUCUCGAAAAGAUAAAUGAAGAGGCAAGCGAUAAGGUCUUGGAAGUAGAGCAAAAGUAUAAUGAGAUACGCAAGCCAGUUUAUGAUAAGCGGAAUGAGAUCAUUAAAUCGAUUCCGGACUUCUGGUUGACUGCGUUUCUAAGCCAUCCUGCUCUUGGUACUCUUUUGAGUGAAGAGGAUCAAAAGGUAUUCAAAUAUUUAAGUUCGCUGGAAGUGGAGGAUUCAAAAGAUGUCAAAUCUGGUUAUUCAAUAACAUUUAACUUUGAAUCCAACCCUUACUUUGAGGAGACAAAGCUUACAAAGUCGUUUUCCUUCCAUGAUGAAGGGACGACAGAGAUAACAUCUACACCAAUCAACUGGAAAGAGGGCAUGGGUCUACCAAAUGGAGUCAGUCAUGAAAAGAAAGGGAACAAGAGGCUUUGGGCUGAUGAAAGCUUCUUUAGCUGGUUUGGCAACACUCAGCCAAAAGGCAUGAUUGAUGACAUGCAAGAUGAGGUAGCAGAGAUCAUUAAGGAGGAUUUAUGGCCCAAUCCACUCUCAUAUUUUAACACUGAUCCUGAUGAUGAGGACUUUGAUGGGGAGGAAGGAGAUGAAGAGGACAAGGAUAGCGAUGACUCUGAAGAGGAUGAUGAUGAGCAAGAGGAAGAUGAUGAUGACGAUGAAGAAGAAGAAGAUGAUGAUGAUGCAGACAAAUGAUUCCCUUUACUUCAGCUUUUUACUUGUAUCAGCUUUCCUGUUUUGGGCAACACCUUGUGUAAAGUAGUCUAUAAGGAUUGCUGGUAUCAUGUGCUGGGGAGGGUAACCCACACUAUAACAUUUUUAUGGGUAGAUUCCUCUACUAUGGAGGCCACUGGCUGUUACCAUGGUCGGUUAGUGGUCUGCUGACUUUGUUCUUGUUUCAGGGCCUUCCUUUUUUUUUUUUUUUUUUUUUUUUUUUUGUUUGGGGUUAUUCUAUGUUUUCCUUCCCAGAAAUGCAGGUUUCUAGAUGAUGAUGUUA
Populus nigra (black poplar) is the source of this 1305-nucleotide messenger RNA. RefSeq names its product NAP1-related protein 2-like. The transcript has 10 exons. The record is from RefSeq and is a predicted model, not a curated record. Gene Ontology annotation, molecular function: chromatin binding; histone binding. Lineage: Eukaryota; Viridiplantae; Streptophyta; Magnoliopsida; Malpighiales; Salicaceae. The coding region runs from base 192 to 1004 and encodes 270 amino acids. Gene Ontology annotation, cellular component: nucleus; chromatin. Gene Ontology annotation, biological process: nucleosome assembly.